UCCUCGCGGAUCCAGUGUAGCCAUCUAAAAGAUGAUAAUUUAACGUUGGGCGCGAAUAACGGGGCAAAUGCAGCGGACCCAAGGCGCGCUACAGCUCUGGAAGUAGAGGCUCCUGUUUUGGGCUGUUUCAAAUGUUGCUUCCCUUCAAACUCCUUAACCCUGGAGCAGGAGAACACAUUAAACUAAGGUAAUAACAGAAGUUGUUAUGCCGUGGCUUUACAGGCAGAGAAAAGAAGCGAAACAGAGCAAGAAAAGAAUACAUAUGCCAUGGGUACGAGACUCGUAGCCAAACCUUUCAUCCACACCCCAUGCCACCAUCAUACACUGCUUGUAUUAUGUGGAAGGAAGGCCAAUAAAAAGUCUAAGAGAAAGGAGAAGGAUACAGAAGCCCCAAGAAUCACCUCGAAUGUGAAGCAAAACUUGCAAGUUCUGAAGCAGCAAAAGAAACUCUUACAGGUGUCAGACUGGCCAAACUCACAAAUUCCAAAGCCCACUCCAAGAUAUCGCAAGAAAAAAGAGAAUCAAAAGGAACUUCCAACUGAGGAUGAUGUAUAUGAAGACCCUCCUAAACUUAAUGAUAAAAAAAAGAACUUCAAAGGAAAACCUGUUCUUCUUGUAGAUGGAUAUAAUGUAUGUGGUUAUUGGCCGAAGUUGAAGAAACAUUUUUACGAAGGAAGACUUGAACUAGUACGGCAACAGCUGGUGGAUGAAUUAAUAUGCUUCAGUGCAGUGAGGGGUGUCAAAGUUGUGGUGGUAUAUGAUGCCAUGAAGUCAGGUCGCCGUACUCAUAAAGAAGCAUAUCAGAAUAUCGAUAUUGUAUAUUCAGCCAAGUCAAGUGCUGACACUUGGAUUGAAAGGGAGGUGGAAGCUCUUCUGGCAGAUGGCUGCCCUAGAGUUUGGGUAGCCACAUCUGAUAAUCUUGAGAAACGGACAGCACUUUUUUUGGGUGCAUAUGUAUGGAGUUGCCAGUCAUUAAUAGAAGAGAUUGAAGAUGCACAAAUUGAGUAUGAAGAGCGACUUCUCGAAUUGAGGGCAGAUUCCAUGAAACGUGGGAUGCUAGUUGACAGUCUGAAACCACAAGCGUUUAGUGCUCUCAAAGAACUUAAAAGAAAGUUGGAAGAGUAUGAAAGAAGCCAGACAAGGUCAAAAUGAAUUUGUGAGUACAUCCAUGAUGAUACGAAAGGUACUGCCCUUGAUGGUACAUCAUCCUCAAUGCUCGAUAUCAAUGAAAUUUUAGCACAUGAUUAGACAUUUGAUACAGAAGUAAUUUGGUUAAGGGUUAAACUUCCAAAUCCAAUAAAUAGUCAGUCCAUUAAUAGAAACUUUGUGGGUUAAAGGUAAUUUGGUCAAGACUGUUCAGCUGAGGAGAUUCCUUUGCUCUGUAACAAAUUAUAAUCAAUGUGUGCGUCUCUGACCAUGUAAUGAGCACCAAGAAAUAGAAAAAAUGGUGGCAGUACAAGAUACUGAAAAACAGGGGUUGGAUGAGAUUGUGCAUCAGAAAUCAAUCAAAAACAGUUUUUCAUACAGUAAAUUUAACUAAAAAAUUACAAAUUCAUAUUAGGUGGAAUAUAAUUGCAUAUUACUUAUAAAAUUAAUUAGCAAGCUCUAACCAUAGAAUGUUCAUUUC
Messenger RNA from Cryptomeria japonica (Japanese cedar), 1627 nucleotides. RefSeq lists its product as uncharacterized. The record is from RefSeq and is a predicted model, not a curated record. The transcript is spliced from 11 exons. Lineage: Eukaryota; Viridiplantae; Streptophyta; Pinopsida; Cupressales; Cupressaceae. Bases 268 to 1152 code for a protein of 294 amino acids.